Messenger RNA from Annulohypoxylon truncatum, 1372 nucleotides. RefSeq lists its product as uncharacterized. The record is from RefSeq and is a predicted model, not a curated record. The transcript has a single exon. The coding region runs from base 409 to 1167 and encodes 252 amino acids. NCBI's taxonomy places the organism in Eukaryota, Fungi, Ascomycota, Sordariomycetes, Xylariales, Hypoxylaceae.
UCUAAGUGUUCGGGCGCCUUGCUGGUGAAGACACAGCGAUAGAUCUCAACCAAGGGCCCCAGUUUAGCUACAGCCAAUCCGGCCAAUGAAAUCCAUCCCACUUUGGGGAAUCUCGGGGAUCUCCCAGAACCACGGCCCACUAGCUCAAAACGAGCCAAAAGAUCAGCACCUGCAGAAAAAAUAAGUUAAGGUUUGAAAGUUUGUUUUUACUACCCCCAUCUCAACUCCGCGAUAGAGCACGGGACAGAGAAGAGGAAGGAGUAAGAUCUGUCCACGUACGCCUCAAUUCCAAAGCAGGUACCAUAACCCAGGAGCUUUCCCUCCGAGAAACAACAACGCGACGAUCCGUCCCGCCCGCUCGUAACUCUUCCGCCUCAGACACCACCACCACCCAAACCUGAAGCAACAAUGGCGUCCACCUCCUCCCCGCAAACCCCUCCACAGCCCACAUCGCCACCCCAAUCCCAACCGCAACAGCAGCAGUUACAACAACCUCAAGUAGACCAAUACAACAACACAAACCCCUACGUCCACAACGUCGCCCUAGGCGUGACCCCCGUCGCGCUAUUCGCCCUGUUCCUGCCGCCGCGACGCCUGGACCUGCGCUUCCUAGUCCUCGGCGGCGUCGCGCUGUGGGGCACGAACCAGCUCGUGCACGACUACACGGGGACCUCGACGCUGCACCGGUUCGCGCGCCGCGCCGCCGUCUUCUCCGGCACCGAGCUGCCCGAGAAGGCCAAGGAGACGCAGCUGCGCCUGCGGCUCGAGCGCGCCGAGCGCGCGCGCAAGCUGCGCGAGUUGGAGGGCGGUGCCCCGCACGCGGUUAGGGAUGUGGGGGGGUUGCCGGCCGAGCAGAGGAGGUUGGUCGAGGAGCAACAGCGGCAGCGGCAGCAGCAGCAACAAGGGCGUAAGGAAGAUGAAGAGGGGGAAGAGGGGUCUGAGAGGGGCAUGUUGAAGCGCCUGUGGAUGGGCGAUAGCCCGGACGAUUGGAAGGAGAAGCGGAUCCAGAGGGAGAAGGAGGCGCUGAGCGAGGGGGGAGUCGGGUACUGGGGUCUGAUCGUGGAGCAGAUUUCCGAGGUGUGGAACGGAGGCAAGAAGAAGGAUGACGGAGAUAAAACGACGGAUAAGGAAAAGGGGAGUGCGGAGGGCGAGUCGAAGAAGUCUUGAUAUAGCCUCUCGUAGGCUUGACGUAUGGUAUGAUAGACGAAUUGUACAUUGCGAUCACGGCACCUGCAUAUAAAAUGGGGGUUAUAUUGGAUGGGCUGGAGUUCGUCGGUUUAGGGAUUAUGUGUCAUGCGGCGUGGCCCAGAGCCAUACUCAUCUCUACGAAAAGCAUACCUGAAUAUCUGCGGGAAAUAAACAUUAUGCAUAA